Punica granatum (pomegranate) is the source of this 865-nucleotide messenger RNA. The record is from RefSeq and is a predicted model, not a curated record. NCBI's taxonomy places the organism in Eukaryota, Viridiplantae, Streptophyta, Magnoliopsida, Myrtales, Lythraceae.
CGCCUUCUCCUCCCAACCCCCCUCCCCCACCUUCUGUUCCUUGAAUUCCACGCGACCGACGGGCGAUCCGACCCCCCCGACCCGGAUGGCGAGCCUGUGGCGGCUGGCGUCCAGCACCUUCACCUCCGACAAGCCGGCCGCCGACUACGACGGCGUGGAGUUCUGGACCAACCCCGAGCGCACCGGGUGGCUCACCAAGCAGGGCGAGUACAUCAAGACCUGGCGCCGCCGUUGGUUCGUCCUCAAGCAGGGCAAGCUCUUCUGGUUCAAGGAAUCCACCGUCACCCGCGCCUCCCGCCCCCGCGGCGUCAUCCCCGUGGCCUCCUGCCUCACUGUAAAGGGCGCCGAGGACGUCCUCAACAAGCAGUACGCCUUCGAGCUCUCCACCAGAAACGAUACCAUGUACUUCAUCGCCGACUCCGAGAAGGAGAAGGAGGAUUGGAUCAAUUCCAUCGGCCGGUCCAUUGUGCAGCACUCCCGGUCCGUCACCGACUCCGAGAUCGUCGACUACGACAGCAAGCGGUGAGGUGAAUUCCCCGAUCUCCACCGCUGCCUCCUGCUCUCCGUUUCACGUGAUUAUUUGGUGUGUCUGUAUAUUGGCAAUUUGAGAUCGGUCGCGUCUUCGAUGAUUCCGCUUGAUGCUGUAUAAACAGAUGCUAUGGCAAUCCGUUCGAGUAAUCGUCGGAUUGGAUCGUGAUCCUAUUACUCGAGUUUGAAUUUGAAAUUUGUGCAUUCCGCUGCGAAUUGAAAGUUCUAAUUUUGUGCCCGUCGAAGGUUGAAUUGGUAGAGAGUUGUAUGAGCGGCAGCUACUCCCCGGUACUGCAAAAUUUUCCAGCUUUAUUUAUUAGUUGAAGAGCUUGCAAUA